Messenger RNA from Odocoileus virginianus texanus, 4516 nucleotides. NCBI's taxonomy places the organism in Eukaryota, Metazoa, Chordata, Mammalia, Artiodactyla, Cervidae. The record is from RefSeq and is a predicted model, not a curated record.
GCAAAGAGUCGAACACUACUAAGCACCUAACAGACAUGCAGGGUGAUUUGAGCCUUGCAGAGUUGCUGGAGAAGGGGACAGCCGGAGGUUGAAGGGGGCCAUCCAGAGGAGCACGGAAACCGGCCUGGCUGUGGAGAUGCCCAGCCGGACCCUGCGCCAGGCCAGCCACGAGUCCAUUGAGGACAGCAUGAACAGCUACGGCUCCGAGGGCAACCUUAACUAUGGGGGAGUUUGCCUGGCAUCAGAUGCCCAGUUCAGUGACUUCCUGGGCAGCAUGGGACCGGCACAGUUUGUAGGCCGCCAGACCCUGGCCACCACGCCGAUGGGGGACGUGGAGAUCGGCUUGCAGGAGCGGAACGGUCAGCUGGAAGUGGACAUCAUCCAGGCUCGGGGUCUGACGGCCAAGCCAGGCUCCAAGACACUGCCAGCGGCCUACAUCAAGGCCUACCUGCUGGAGAACGGCGUCUGCAUUGCCAAGAAGAAGACCAAAGUCGCUCGCAAGUCGCUGGACCCGCUGUAUAAUCAGGUGCUGCUGUUUCCUGAGAGUCCCCAGGGCAAAGUCCUGCAGCUCGCUGCCCGGAGUCACGUCCAGAACCCAGCGGCCAUCUCCAUGGUGCCAAUUACCAGCAAGUGUCUUUCCUGCGGCACCGGGUUCAGGCAGCUACUCCUGCCCCCCGAGCCUACGGGGCAGCUUUGCAAGGAUCCGGCGCCAGCUCCGGGGGCCCCGCGUCCCCGACUUGAAGAGGAGCUCGGGCCUCCCUCCGCCUGCCCAUGGAAGGAGCUCUGCCGCCGACUGUUUGAGUCCAUCUGUCCGUCCCGGCUCUAGGACACGGGGUCCAGCAGGGACCAGGGGAAAGGAAGGGGCUGCCCGGGGACUGGCAGGGACCCCCAGAGCACUGGCUCAGUGGGGUUGUAAGAAGCUAGUUUGCACACUGUGGGCGGACUGGAAAGAACUCUGUUGGCUGUGUUUCAACCGAGGAGCUGCGGGACCCUGAUUUUCGAGAACCCCAGCCCCAGAGAGCUCACCAAUCUCUGAAUUUGGGGGAUGCUGGUUUGGAGAGGGAUUCUGAAGAAAGCUGGGAUUGGGACUGAUGGUGCCAAGGCGAGGGAUUCCCAGGUAGGAGAAUCCCUCCUUGUGGAAUGAGGUCAAAGGUCAUCUUGUCUGGCCCUCUGCCUCCAGGCUAAGGGCCUGGGGAGGCACCCGAGCCCCCCAGUUUUAGUCUUUUUAAACCAACCAUCCUGUACUAAGGGCAGAACCCACUGCUCCGGCCUCAGUGACCUUGGCUCAAGGAGAGAAAGACAGUGAGGCGAGACAGGAGUGUGAGAAAGGGGAGAUUCCUUCUUGAGCAGGCCCAGGGGGCUGCCUUCCCGGCCCUGCCCGGCCCGGUCCUCCCCGGAGCCUUCGGAAGCCCUUUUGCAUGCGGGGAGGACGCAGGCUGGUCCCUUCUGUAGAAGCACAUUUCUGCCACCUCCCCUGGGAGGCACCCAGCCACCCACACCCCACACCCCUCCCAUCAUUCCCUAGUCCUGCUGUGUAGGACGUAGUCUUGGUUAGCCGGGUAGGCUUAGAGUGCCUGGCCCUGGGCCUGGUCUUAGCUUCACAUAGAGUCCUUACAGAGGGGAUGGAGAAAAUUCCAGGAGGCAGCCUUCUCCCUGCCGGCCUGGCCUGGGUCCAAGCCUGGACCUGGUUCAGGGGAGGCUGGCCCCUCCUCCUUCUCCUCCUCCUCUCUUUCCUCCCCCUCCUCAUGUAGGGUUGUAGCCAGAGCCGCCCCUGACACUCAGAUGUUCUGAUUUAUUACCCUUGGGACUGAUUUUAUUUAGGAAGCGCUUCUGAGGAUGUGGGCCUUGGCAGAGGGGGCCUGGGCUCCAUCAGAGGAGGUGGCUUUCCACUGAGGAUUGCCCGACUAUGUUCUGUCCCACCUUGUCCCCACUCCCCACCCCACCCCCCCCUUUAGGCUGUGGACCAGGUGAGUCCUUCCACCUGGAACUCCCUUCUCCCCUGGCCUGUUCCCAGCCCUGGGCAUCCUUUGAAGUCCUGGUUGAGUUAUAGCGCCCCCGCUGCAUGGGCAUGGGGAGAUGGAGGCGCUCCCUCCUUGGUUCAGGAGGCCUUCUGAAACUGAAAUCCCAAGGCUGGGGCGGAGGCAGCGGGGUUCAGAAUUGGCCCCUCCCCUGUGCUUUUUUUUUUUUUUUUUUAAAACCAGUGUGAUUUCUCUGCCGUUUGUUUAUUACUCACCAUUCGGAAUAUUUUGAGCCAGGAGAGCGCCUUCUCUCUCCAGCUGUCAUUGCUCUGGUAGUUCAGGGGUAGCAUUUCAAAGCCGGGGUGGGGCCUGGCUGUCCCAACCUGAGGACAGGGCGGGGCACAGCCUUGCUCCCCAACCUGAGCCCGCCCUGGUGGGGGGUGGGCCUGCACAGCCUUUAUAAAGAGAGAAGGCGCUCCAAAGCAAUAACAUCCUGAGGGUGGUCACCGAGGGCCCCCCUCAAUGACUUUCUGUUCGUUCUGUGGUUUCUCAGCUCACCUCCCGGAGGGGUGGCAUGGCAUGGGGGCUGGAGCCCUCUUUCUUUGUAUCAUCGUUGUGAGCACAUGGCCGCCUUCCAAGGGGCUCCAACCAUUGAGCGUAGGGACCCCCCCUCCCCGCCCCAUCUGUCCUCACCCAGGGAUGGGGGCUUGGGGAGGGAGUGGCUGGGGAACCUUCCGGCCCGCUCCUGUCUGAUCCUUUGCCAGCUCAAACUCCCCCAUUCGGAGAGGAGCUGAGAGGGUGGCACUGGGGGAAUUAGGGGUGUUGGGGGACCUGGGGGUCUCUAGGGGAUGGUGGUUCUUUUUUCAGUCUCUGGGCCAAAGGUCACAUGCUGGGGUACAGUGGGAGGGAGUCAUCUCCACUUUUCUUCUCUGGAAUCUGCCUGUCACACUAAAAGGAAAGGGGCUUUGGGACCAUCAGUGAAAUGAUUUCCAUCUUAACAAAGAGAUCACAGGCCCCUGGGGUCACCUGUGAGUUCACAACACUGGCCAUCUGGGCCUCCUCAACCUCCCAGAGGCUGAGCUGGAGCCAGGGCAGGACUAAGUGGGGCCACCAUCUCCCCCCGCCCCCAAUAUUUCCUCUGCCCUUCUCUCCGUGGCCUUCUCCCAGGGGCCUUGAAAAGAUGGGCAGUGCCGAUUGUUGUCCAUCUGACGGGGCAGGAAACCGAAGCUCAGCAUCAGUAAGUGGCUUGCCCAAGACAAGACCCCUCAGCAAUGAGGCCAGAGCAGAAGCCGCUCUGUCCUUACUCCAGGGGACAGCAGACCAUUGCUCCUGGGCACAUCUGCCAUAAGGACCUGUGAUCUUUAGACCCUGCUUGCUUGCAUCUCAAUGGGCCAGUAGCUUUUCUGGGCCUUGGGUUUGGGGGGAAGGGUUGCCAUAGAGACCUUGUUCUCUUGGGUGGGGGUUGGGGGGUCUGCCUUGACUGAUGUGAGGCUGUGCAGGCCGUGGUCCUGGUCUUGAUCUUAAGUGGGGACUCCCCCCCACUCCAGAGACCACAACCCCUCUGGGACCAUUCUGAGGGAGGGGCCAGACACCACUUCCUGGGGGUGUGUGGGAGUGAGGGGGGCGGUGGUACUCACCUUAAGGCAUUUCCCCCCCAAACCUUCAGAUGGAAUAACAACGGAACUUCUCAGAGUGCUUUUCAUACCUUUUUGUUUUCAAAGUGCUUUAAUCUCCCGUGUACUCUCACAAGAGCUCCUGGGCAGUCAGUGGGGGCCUGGGUGAGUUAUCAGCCCCAUUUUACAGAAGAAGCUGAGGCCCGGGGAGGGGAAGGUGCUCGCUAAGAUCCCACUGUGAGUUGAUGGCUGAGCCCAGAUCUCCAGCGGUUCAGAUCUCUUUUCUUCAGUACGGGGCAAAGCAGAGUUGAGGUCAUGCACUUGACAAGCUGAUCCACAGUCCAGCUCCUUACAUCUGGAGCUCAUGGGCACAUCUCAGCGGUGAGAGGCACCGCUGAGCCCCGCUGCCCUUGGAGCACAGCUGUUGCGUUAGGCAAGGCCACCUGCAUUUAUUUAUUGAGCAGCAGCCCUGUGCCAGACCCAGGGGACGGGGUGCCCCGACUCCAUCUCCCACUGUCCUGUAACGACUUGUCUGGGCUCCAGGAAGCCCAUGUCUGUAUAGCGGCACCUCUGAGUGGACGGAAAGCUUUCGGGUCCAUGAGCUCAUCUGACUCACAAACCCCACCCGGGAGGCGCUGACUGUGCCCGUUUGACUCAUAGCUUCUGUGAGGGCAAAGUGGAGACUUGAACCGGGGCCUUGGAAUCAUCUCUGAGCCCUUUCACCCCACCACUGCCUCCUGAGGGGGUGGCAGGAAGGCAGACCCCUGGUCCUCAGGCCCAUUCUCCAUUCACCUUUCCCCUCUUCCCUCUCCAGGAGCAGGAGCCCCUCAGGCUUUGGGGGAGGGAGGGUUUCUGGGGCCCCUGGGUUGGAGCAGGUCACGUUGCAUUGUGUUCAUGACCAUGUAGCUCAUGUUGAAAAUUAAAGUUUUUGGCUUUUCUAACCCA